UUGCAGGAGGAGAAUGGGAGCUUUGUGUAUGAAAUGGAUGUCUUGGGGAAGAGGAUGAUUCAGACGGGGCCACUGGGCUCAAUAACCCGGGACAGCACCUUCAGCCUGCACAUCCAGUGCAAGUACAAGGGGGAGCAUGAGGCAGGCUUACAAAUCAAUGUCUCAGUUUACACCCUGCCUCCACCACUAGCUGCUUCUGAAGAUGGGAUCCUGAGGCUGGAGCUGCGAAUAGCAACAGAUGGCAGCUACAGCUGGUGGUACAGGGACAGUGACUACCCCAUUCAGAGAAUCCUUCAGGAGUCGGUGUUUGUUGAGGUUCGUGUGAAGGAUCGCACUGACCCAAUGAUAGUCCUGAGAUUGCGUGACUGCUGGGCAACCCCUGUGCCAGCCCCUGACCAUGAGGUGCAGUGGAGUCUCCUGGUGGAUGGGUGUCCCUAUGAAGGUGAUGACUAUCUGACCCUCCUACACCCAGUAGCAGGCUCUUCUGGCCUGCAGUUCCCAACCCAUCACAAGCGGUUUGAAGUGAAGACAUUUGUUUUCUUGGAUGGAGUGUCUGAGCAGCCCCUCUCUGGACAGGUUUACUUGCACUGCAGUGCUGAGGUUUGCUCUCCCUCUGGUCAGGAUGACUGUACACCCAUGUGUGGUCCAAGGCAGCGCAGGAGUACCCAUCCCCAUGAGGGGACAGUGGUGAGUGCACCUGGCCCAAUCCUCCUGGGAGGGAGCGGUUACACUGCAAAGAAACAACUUGAAGCAAAUGAUGUUGCUGGGACCCCUUGGGUUCUGCAUGGAGCAGCUAUUGGCCUCCUGAUGGUGUCUCUAUCCCUGCUGGUAGUGAUGGUUGCAGUGUACAUGAAGAGAGCAAGAGCUGCUGCUGUUUCUCCAUGUGGUGAAUUGUAAGCCCUGAACAGAAAUAAACCAGAUGGGGAAAUGUGUUCUGAGUCCUU
This is a messenger RNA of Chiloscyllium plagiosum (whitespotted bambooshark), 944 nucleotides long. The record is from RefSeq and is a predicted model, not a curated record. NCBI's taxonomy places the organism in Eukaryota, Metazoa, Chordata, Chondrichthyes, Orectolobiformes, Hemiscylliidae.